AAAGAGAUGGCAACUUUUCUUUCCACGUGCGUUAUAAAAAAAAAACCAGGUUUUGCAUGAGAAUAUACAAACACGUUUAACAUUCUUCCUCGUGCGUAAUUCAUUUUCUCUAGUAUAAAUCUUUGUGAUCAUAAGCAAAUCGAAAAGUUAAUCUCAUAAUUUUAUAAAAAGAAAAAAACAAGACAUGGAAUUGAAGGAAGCAUCAAUGGCGGCCACGGAAAAGAGAAAGGCGGGGAGAAAAAAGUUUCAGGAGACAAGACAUCCUGUGUAUAAGGGAGUCAGGCGAAGAAAUGGGAAGUGGGUGUGUGAAUUAAGACAUCCUUGUAAUAACAAAUCAAGAGUCUGGUUAGGAACUUUUGAAUCUCCGGAAAUGGCGGCUAGGGCUUACGAUAUAGCGGUUUCUGCACUGAGACGGAAUCUUGAUUCUGAUUCUUUCAACUUUCCUGAAUCGGCUCAUUUAUUGCCUCAGCCUAGGUCUACUUCUAUUAAGGAUAUUCAAAUUGCAGCUCUUGAAUGUUCUUCUUCUUCUUCUUCUUCUUCUUCUCCGUCUUCGUUUUCUAGUUGUUCCAUCGCGGAACGAAGUGAAGAAGAUAGGAAUGUGAAUGUGAAUGUGUUAAUGGAUGAAGAGGAGGUGUUUAAUAUGCCUGCAUUACUUGAUAGUAUGGCAGAAGGCUUGAUUCUUACUCCACUAGCUAUGAAAAAAGGGUUUAAUUGGAAUGAUGUGGAAGAUGACCCUGUUGAUUUGAUUCUUUGGAGUGAUUGAUCAUUACCUAUAUCAUGUUACAUAUAUAUUCAAAUAUAUUGAAAUCAUUAUCUAGAUAAGGGUUAAACUAUUUUGCGAUACCAAACUUUAUACCUUUUAUAUU
Messenger RNA from Mercurialis annua (annual mercury), 866 nucleotides. RefSeq names its product dehydration-responsive element-binding protein 1B-like. The record is from RefSeq and is a predicted model, not a curated record. Gene Ontology annotation, molecular function: DNA-binding transcription factor activity; DNA binding. The transcript has a single exon. Gene Ontology annotation, biological process: regulation of DNA-templated transcription. NCBI's taxonomy places the organism in Eukaryota, Viridiplantae, Streptophyta, Magnoliopsida, Malpighiales, Euphorbiaceae. Bases 185 to 763 code for a protein of 192 amino acids.